Lycium barbarum (goji berry) is the source of this 1482-nucleotide messenger RNA. RefSeq lists its product as uncharacterized. The transcript has 4 exons. The record is from RefSeq and is a predicted model, not a curated record. The annotation marks the transcript as partial. Gene Ontology annotation, molecular function: zinc ion binding; nucleic acid binding. Lineage: Eukaryota; Viridiplantae; Streptophyta; Magnoliopsida; Solanales; Solanaceae.
AUGAAGGAAGAAGAAGCCCUACAAAAGCAAAAAGAUAGGGAGUUCAGCAAGAGGGCUAAGUCUGCUGGUAAUUUCAGUUAUGGGGGAUCUCAAGGUGAUGGCAACCGUCAGUUUUUUAAGAAUAGGUCAUCAAGACCUACUCCCUCAACAGCUAGUGCUCCAUUUCAAAGGUCCAAGUUUAACCAGAAAGACCGGAACUCCGGAACGGCAAGCUCACAUUCACAGGCCAGCGUGACCAACCGUGGUUUUCAACACCCUACAUGCAACACUUGUGGUAAGAAACAUUCAGGAGUAUGCCGUUUGGGCAUGGAUGGUUGUUUUGGGUGUGGUCAGCCGGGUCAUUUUCUGCGGGAUUGUCCGUCCGCAAGACGGAAUACCGGAGGUAACAAUAAUGUAGCUCAGUCCAUAAAUUCAGCAACUCCCCGAACUUUCCAAGCCCAGCAGGGGCGCGGAGCAGCAAAGCCCGGUAAUACGAGUGGUGGUCAGAAUCGUCUGUAUGCACUGUCAGGUCGCCAGGAUACAGAGGCUCGUAGAGAUCAUAAGACAACGGCUUUCGAAGAGGGGGGAGAUGAUGGUACCUUGAGGUACCGAGGUAGAUUGUGUGUUCCAGAUGUAGAUGGGCUCAGGGAGCGAAUCAUGUCAGAAGCUCACAAUUCCAGGUAUUCCAUCCACCCAGGUUCCACUAAGAUGUACCAUGAUCUUAAAGAGAUUUAUUGGUGGAAUGAUAUGAAGAAGAAUGUAGCAGAUUUUGUAGCUAAGUGCCCGAAUUGUCAGCAAGUGAAAGCCGAACACCAGAGGCCUGAUGGCCAGGCAGAGCGUACUAUUCAGACUCUAGAGGACAUGUUAAGAGCAUGCGUUUUGGAUUUCAAGAGUAAUUGGGAUGAUCACUUGCCUCUUAUCGAGUUUUCCUAUAAUAAUAGUUAUCAUGCCAGCAUUGGGAUGGCACCAUUUGAAGCUCUGUAUGGGCGAAGGUGUAGAUCACCAAUUGGUUGGUUCGAACUAGGUGAAGCAGAGUUGUUAGGACCAGAUUUGGUUCAUCAGGCCAUGGAGAAAGUCAAGUUGAUACAGGAGCGUUUGAAAACGGCUCAGAGUCGCCAGAAGUCUUAUACAGAUGUGAGACGAAGGGAUUUGGAAUUUUCAGUCGAUGAUUGGGUGUUCCUUAAAGUCUCACCCAUGAAGGGUGUCAUGAGAUUUGGCAAGAAGGGGAAGCUCAGUCCCAGAUAUAUUGGACCUUACAGAAUUCUACGAAAGUGUGUAGGAGACCCAUCGUUGGUUAUUCCUGCUAAUACUAUAACAGUUAAGGAUGGCCUCACCUAUGAGGAGAUCCCUAUAGCCAUUCUUGAUCGCCAGGUUCGUAAAUUGAGAACUAAGGAAGUAGCCUCAGUGAAAGUCCUGUGGAGGAGUCAGAAAGUUGAGGAAGCUACAUGGGAAGCCGAGGAGGAUAUGAAAUCCAGAUACCCGCACUUGUUUCAGCCCGCAGAA